AUGUCCUUUUCAGUCCAAGAAGUAGGGCUUUCAGAUACUGCGCGGUCUCUCCAUGGACAAAUGAGUGCCAAAGGGACUUCUGUGCUGUUCACGCAGACGGAAUUAAAGGAUCUGACCAAAUCAUCCUCGCUUGCCGAUUUGAUGGCUUUGGUACAGGAACUCUUGAACAAGAACCUGAUCAAGCUUAUAAAACAGAAUGAUGAGCUCAAAUUCCAGGCAGUGGAUUUCAUAGAAGCACAGAAAAAGGCAGCGAUGUCUUCCGACGAGGCGCUAGUUUAUUCGUAUAUCGAAGCGAGUGGCAGAGAAGGUAUUUGGACUAAAACGAUCAAGGCCAGAACGAACUUGCAUCAACAUGUUGUCAACAAGUGCUUGAAAUCGCUCGAGUCGCAAAGAUAUGUGAAGAGUGUCAAAAGUGUCAAAUAUCCGACAAGAAAAAUAUACAUGCUGUACAACUUGCAGCCGUCCAUUGAUGUGACGGGUGGUCCGUGGUUCACAGACAGUGAACUGGAUGUCGAGUUUGUUAACAGUCUUCUUACCAUUGUUUGGCGGUUCGUGUCCGAGAGAUCAUUCCCGGACGGUUUUAAAAACUUUACUAAUGGGUCCAAAGAAGUUCUGUAUGCUGCCAAUGUCAGCAAUUACUGCACCACAGACGAAAUCUUGGAUUUUAUCUCAAAUGCCAAAGUCGCCAACGUUGAGCUUUCGAGCUCUGAUAUCAGGUCUUUGUGUGAGGUGUUGGUCUACGACGAUAAACUCGAGCGGGUCUCUUUCGAUUGCUACCGUGUGACCAUGCAGAGCGUCCUCGAGAUGACACAGCCGGUCGACGCACCCAACAAGGGCGACAAAAACGAGGACUAUUCAAUUUUCCGAAUUGCAAACGCCAUAGCUCCGUCUGCGGACGACAAAGAAGCAGUUUAUCUAGACGAAUGGGUGCUUUGA
Messenger RNA from Lachancea mirantina, 936 nucleotides. The record is from the annotation of a GenBank genome assembly. NCBI's taxonomy places the organism in Eukaryota, Fungi, Ascomycota, Saccharomycetes, Saccharomycetales, Saccharomycetaceae.